Molecule: messenger RNA, 1748 nt
Organism: Puma concolor (puma)
Lineage: Eukaryota; Metazoa; Chordata; Mammalia; Carnivora; Felidae
Source: RefSeq, a predicted model, not a curated record
AUGAGCGGAAGCUUCUACAAGCAGACCGUGAAGCGUCCCCGGAAAAUCCAGCUGCCUGCCAAGGCCAGCCCCUCUGGGGGACAUCAGGUCUCGGAUGGGGAGGCUGACCACGGCCAGGGCUACGACGGGGACACAUCCAGCGGGUCUGGCCGCUCCUGGGGCGAGCGCUCCCGCCGGCAGAGGACGGGCCGCCGGAGCCGGGCCGGCAGCCACGGGCGCAGGAGCCCAGGCGGCAGGUCUGAGGCCAACGGGCUGGCCCUGGUGUCGGGCUUUAAGCGGCUGCCGCGGCAGGACGUGCAGAUGAGGCCCGUGAAGUCCGUGUUGGUGCGGAGGAGGGACAGCGAAGGUGAGGUGUUGGACAUGGAGGAGAUGACCAUCUGGGAACAGCACACGGCCACGCUCUGCAAGGACCCCCGGAGAGGCUUUGGCAUUGCCAUCUCUGGCAGCCGAGACCGGCCCAGUGGAUCCGUGGUCGUGUCGGACGUGAUCAAUGGCGUGUCCAGCGAGAAUCUGUCUCUGAGUGACACACGGCGACUGAUCGAGAAGUCAGAAGGGAAGCUGACUCUGCUGGUGCUCAGGGACAGAGGGCAGUUCCUGGUGAACAUCCCACCGGCCGUCAGUGACAGCGACAGCUCUCUCCUGGACGACAUCUCCGACCUCGGCUCAGAAACAUCCCAGGCGCCACCCUCCCACGUCCCACCGCCACCCCAGCAUGUGCGGCGGAGCUCUGACGCCAGCUGGACCGACUCCCCCGAGGAGAGCCCCCCGCUUUGGCGGGACAAUUCAGUGGAUUCCACAACCAUCUCGGAAACAGGCUCCGCCAGGCAAAGCAGCUAUGACAUCUACAGGGUGCCCAGCGGCCAGAGCAAGGAGGACCGUGGGUACGUGCCCCCGGGGAAAAGAGCCCCCUCAGCCGGACACUCGCGCAUCCCGGGGCUGCGUCCCCGUGUUGGUGGGGCCGCCAUGCGAGGCUCCAGCUUCAAGCGCCCGGUGGUGAUCCUGGGGCCCGUGGCAGACAUUGCCAUGCAGAAGUUGACUGCGGAGAUGCCCGACCAGUUCGAGAUCGCAGACAGCGUAUCGAGGACCGACAGCCCCUCCAAGAUCAUCAAGCUGGAUACCGUGCGCGUGAUCGCCGAGAACAACAAGCACGCGCUCCUGGACGUGACGCCGUCGGCGGUGGAACGCCUCAACUACGUGCAAUAUUACCCCAUCGUGGUCUUCUUGAGGUUGGAGCCGGACAACUCGUCGGAGGGCAACCUGGACCUGCCUCACCGAGGCCUGGCCGACAGCUCUGCGGAUCUGAGCUGUGACAGCCGGGUCAACAGCGACUACGAGACAGACGGGGAGGGCUACACGGAUGGCGAGGGCGGCCCCCACACGGACGUGGACGAGGGUCCGCCGGCGCCAGCUCUUGCCCGGUCCUCGGAACCCGUGCUGGCGGAUGAGCCUCAGAGCCCGGGGGAUCAUGGGAGAGCCCCGGGUCCCCGAGGGACCCAGGUGGAUGGCCAUUCCCCCCAUGGUCAGUGGCGACAGGACAGCAUGCGGACAUACGGGCAGGAAGCUUUGAAGAAAAAGUUCACGCGAGCUCGAGACAUGGAGUCCUCUGACGAAGACGGCUACGACUGGGGCCCGGCCACCGACCUGUGACCCCUCCCAGGUGGCCAGCUGGCCCCUAUCCCCUCUUCCUCCCUAGAGCUGGGACUCAGUUUCCCGUACGGAACCUAGAACCCUACCUCCUUCCGCCAGUC